CGGGAGCGGGCGGAAGCGGUGGCGGCCGCCAUGAGCCGGCUGCGGGAAGAGGACGACCCCUACGUGGUGGAGGAGCCCAGCGACGAGGAGCGGGCGCUCAGCAGGUGCCUCUCGGAGCACACGGAGGGCGGCCGGGGGCUGCCCUUUCCCUCCGCUGCCCGCUGGGGCCGGUAACCGCAGAGGCCCGGGCCCGGCGCCUUGGGGGUGCGGAGGGGUCGCCUCCGUUGGGCUGAGGCUGGAAAACCGAGGGGCGCCCUGCUGAGCCCAGCCCGGCUGCUGUGGGGAGCCUCCCGGGCCCAGGAGGCAUAGCAAUUUCACCCAAAUCCGUGGAGAAGCGCCUCCUAAUAUGUCCCCGCAAUCUAGCUCGGAAGAUGAGGUGGACGUGCUCUUACAUGGCACUCCCGAUCAGAAGCGGAAACUGCUACGGGAGUGCCUGACCGGGGAGAGCGAAUCCUCCAGCGACGAUGAGUUCCAGAAGGAGAUGGAGGCCGAGCUCAACACCACCAUGAGAACGAUAGAAGGCAAAUGGAAAUCACCAGAAAUGGGUACUUCCUCAAGUACUGGGCAGACUGGACAUGCCACCACUUCGAAAUACUACGAUGACAUUUACUUUGAUUCUGAUUCAGAAGAGGAAGAUAAAAUGGUUACACAGGAUGCCCAGAAAAAAAGAAAACAUCAGCAACGUCGGAUUCUUUCCAAUGAUGAGCUGUUAUAUGACCCAGAAGAAGACAAUCGAGACCAAGCGUGGGUUGACUUACAGAGGAGGAGGUACCGUAAUCAAAGAAAAGGGCUGCGGCAACAGCAGACAAAACCUUCAGCUGUUCCAAAUAGCGAUGCUGUUUUGAAUUGCCCUGCCUGCAUGACAACGUUAUGCCUGGACUGUCAGAGACAUGAAUCUUACAAAACACAGUACAGAGCAAUGUUUGUGAUGAACUGCUUUGUUAACAAAGAGGAAAUUCUGAAAUACAGAAAGAAGCUAAAUAAAAGAAGUAAGAAAAUGAAGCACAGCAAAGAAACUACCUCUGUACAGUCCAAUCAAGAAGAGGAGGAAGUGUAUCAUCCAGUGUUAUGUACUGAAUGUUCAACUGAGGUGGCAGUGAUGGAUAAAGAUGAAGUUUUUCACUUCUUCAAUGUUCUAGCCAGCCACUGCUAAUAUGCAAAAGCAGCAAAAAAAAAAAAGUGCGCUGUUUAAGACAGUGUGAAGUAUCAGAAAUGCAGGCAUGUUAGCAUGUUUAAAAUACGUUCUUUUAAAUGUACAUUUUAAUUAGAGAACUUUAUAGCAGUUGGGUUUUUGACACUGUUGUUGUAUUCCUUUUUAUGAAAGGAAUAUGGUUAACUGCUUGCAUUUGAGAACAGUAUUCUUUCACGCUGUAGGUGGUUGCAUCAUUGAGGAUUUAAAAUUUUGUAAAUAAAAUGUAAGAUCUGUGUAUUAUGAUCAUUCCCUGUGUAUAUACUGCCCAUUAUCUCAAUAUGUAUUAGAACUGCUGCUUAGAAUAAAGAUGGUAUAAACUG
This is a messenger RNA of Cygnus olor (mute swan), 1512 nucleotides long. RefSeq names its product E2F associated phosphoprotein (gene EAPP). Lineage: Eukaryota; Metazoa; Chordata; Aves; Anseriformes; Anatidae. The transcript is spliced from 6 exons. Gene Ontology annotation, cellular component: nucleus. The record is from RefSeq and is a predicted model, not a curated record. Bases 347 to 1153 code for a protein of 268 amino acids. Gene Ontology annotation, biological process: positive regulation of cell population proliferation.